AUGUCCGAGACGCCGGCGCACGGCGCACCCGGCGCGCCGAACGCGGCUGCGAUGCCGCCGGCUGAGCAGAGCAAGCCGCAAGGGCUGCUUGCGUCGAUGGUCGAUGGCAAUCCCUACUUUUCCGCGGGCUUUGGCCUGAUGAUUUUCGGCGGCGCGCUCGCCUACUCAAAGAGUGUCGUGUCGUGGGGCGCGCACGCCGCACAGCGCCGCAUGCUCGUCUCGCUCGAGAUCCCAUCCAAGGACCGCGCACACCCCUGGUUCCUGCACUGGAUGGGCGCGCAGGCCCAGGCACAGGCGCUCCGCCGCAAGGCGCACGAUGGAAAAAUGCCCCGCGAGUCGAUGCUCGAGUUUCUGGGCCUGCGGCGCCCGGCGCAGGCGAGUGGCGAGGUGCUGCCGCACGAUCCUUUGCGUGCCGGCGCAGGCGCCGUGUCGCCGAUCCGCAUCAUCUCGCGCGAGCUUGCGGUCGACACGCACUACGAAGAGCCGACGAUGCACCCCACGCCCGGCACCGGCCAGGAGCGUGGCGUGGCGACUUUUUCGCUGGUGCCGGGCCCUGGAACGCACUGGUUCCGCUACCACGGUGUGUGGAUUCGCCUGCAGCGCGAGCGCAACGGCAAGCUCGUCGACCUCUCGACGGGCGCACCGUGGGAGACGGUGACGCUCACGACGCUCUCCUCCUACUCGCACCUCUUUACGCAGCUCCUUGCCGAGGCGCGGCAGCUUGCGCUCGCAUCGACGCAAGGAAAGACGAUCAUCUUUACCAGCUGGGGUGCCGAGUGGCGGCCGUUUGGGCACCCCCGCCGUGUGCGUGAGCUCGAUAGUGUGGUGCUCGCCUCGGACAAGAAGGACGAGCUGGUGGGCGACGUGAACCGUUUCCUGUCGCGCGGGAGCUGGUACACGAAGCGUGGCAUCCCCUACCGCCGCGGCUACCUGCUGCACGGCGCGCCGGGCUCCGGCAAGACGUCGUUCAUCACUGCGCUGGCGGGCAGCCUCGACUUUAACAUCUGCCUGCUGAACCUCGCCGAGCGCGGCAUGACGGACGACAAGCUGAACCACCUGCUGUCGAACGCGCCCGAGCGCAGCAUUCUUCUGCUCGAAGAUGUGGAUGCGGCGUUUGCAGGGCGUGCGAACCACUCGCCGGAGCGCCACGCCGACGGCUACCAGCCGAGCGUUACGUUCUCGGGCCUGCUCAACGCGCUGGACGGUGUCGCGUCCGGCGAGUCGCGCAUCAUCUUUAUGACGACAAAUCACCUGGAGCGUCUCGACCCCGCGCUUAUCCGCCCGGGGCGUGUCGAUAUGAUCUGCGAGCUGGGCGACGCGGCGCCGCGCCAGGUGCGCGAGCUGCUCGUGCGCUUCUACCAGGCUGAUCUGCUCGAGGCGCGUCUCGAUGCUGCGCGCCGUGCGCGGGGCUACGACCCCGCAGAGUUUGCGCAUGCGCCGCACCAGACCGCGCCGGACGCACAGACCGAGUACUACCGCGAGGCGCUCAAGGCGACGGCCGACGAGCUGAACGGCGCCGCCGACCGGCUCGUGGCCGAGGUCGCGCAUGCCACGCGCCGCCGGCGCGCCGCCCUGCACCUCGACGAGGACGGCCACACGCGCGAGGAGCCGAAAGAGGUGCGGGCGGCGCGCCCGGGCUUCUGGCCGCGCCCUGCGGCGCGCGGCGGCGUGAGCAUGGCCGAGCUGCAAGGCCUCUUUAUCCGCUUCCCCGACGACCCCCAUGCGGCGGUGCGUGCGUUUGCCGAGGAGAACGGCGAUCUAGGCGCUAUGUAG
Molecule: messenger RNA, 1773 nt
Organism: Malassezia japonica
Lineage: Eukaryota; Fungi; Basidiomycota; Malasseziomycetes; Malasseziales; Malasseziaceae
Gene: BCS1
Product: Complex III assembly protein translocase and chaperone
Exons: 1
Coding region: 1-1773 (590 amino acids)
Biological process (GO): protein insertion into mitochondrial inner membrane from matrix; mitochondrial respiratory chain complex III assembly
Cellular component (GO): mitochondrial inner membrane
Molecular function (GO): ATP hydrolysis activity; ATP binding
Source: RefSeq, a predicted model, not a curated record